AUUUUAAAUAAAUGAAUAUUCAAGAAGAACAUGUUAGAUAAAAAUUAGAAAAAUAUGAAUGCAGAAAUCGAGGAAUGUGUACGAAAUAACACGACAUGGGGACAAUUACCUGCACACGUUAAACAGAUUUUAAACAAUUCUUCAAAGGCAUACGAAAGAUAUAUCGUAUCUUUUAGCAUUAAGAAUCAACUUAGGUAUAGGGGAAAUUUAGUUCGAAAUAUAUUAAGGGAUGAAAAACGUUAUUAUGAACGAGUUGUUAGCUACAGCCGAGAGAAACUUAUGUUAUUUCCAUAUCACCUAGCAGAUAUGGUGGUUAAAGGUCUACGAAUAACACCAUUUAAUUAUUACAUUUCAGUGGUGGAAAAGCUUAUGCAAGCUGAAAAAAGCUAUGACACUCUACCAAAUUUUACUGCAGCUGACUGUUUACGGUUGCUGGGAAUAGGUAGAAAUGAAUACAUAGAGCUUAUGAAUAGAUGUAGGUCAAACAGAGGAAGGCUGUUUGGCAAAAAAAAUGUUAAAGGCUUAUUACCUAAAGUUCCCUGCGAAAUUCACAUUGAACCCUGGUGGAGAGUGGAGGUGGGCUUAGUUUUGGAGGAGGAUGUCAAGAUGCUGAAUGAAGAAGAGAUUGCUGUCAUUGAUAAGCUUAUAGAUUUAGGUUCUGUAAAUGCUGGAGAAUUAAAUUAUGAUAUAGUUUUGUCAUUGUACAAGAAGGGCCUAAUAUACUUAGACGUUCCCAUAACUGCAGUUGAUAGAGUACAAGUUCCUCCCCUACAAGGGUUUGUAAUGAAUAGGAUUUUAGGAGACUAUUUUGAGACUUUGUUGUAUAAAAUUUUUGUUUCCAUUGAUGAACACACCACUGUUGGAGAGUUAUCUGCAGUUUUACAAGUAGAAACUGAGUUGGUAAAACAAGCAGUUUCUUUAUACUGUAGGCUGCAAUUUGCCAAAAAAAUUGAUCCUGAAACUGAGCAGGACAUUCUUAAAAAACACCUAUCUUGGAAUAGUUUGCCCAUUUCUGGUUCCAGAAAUAGUAUGGACAUUACUCCCUUAACAUUAAACCUGGACCCAAAUGAAGUCCAAAAAAAGCAAGACUUGCAAUCACCACAAUCAGAACUACCAGAUAGUCCAGCAAGUUCAACGUUAACAAGAAAAGGACAAAGAAUUGCAUUUUUAUUUGAUUCAACUCUGACAGCAUUUCUAAUGAUGGGUAAUUUAUCACCAGGUCUAAAAAAACACGCGGUCACAAUGUUUGAAGUGGGCAAACUGUGCGAUGAAAGUCUGGAUAGUUUUUUGGCGGAACUUGAAAAAGUGUCAGUUUUGGAUGCUGAAGGUGAAGGAGAGGCUAGAAGAUUUUUCGACCAUGCUGUCAUCCUGAGAUCCACGGUAUUAGCAUUAAGAAAACUGCCAAGUCCUGGACUUGACCUGGUGAGGCUGGAAAGUUUGCAUUCCUUGGAUGAGGCUACAUGCUUAAGACUGCUACAAAAGAAAUAUAAGCUUUUGGUAUCCAUGGCACCAUUAAGUCGCGAAGUUCGCCCUAUAACCAGCCUUUUACCCCCUCACUUGGGACCAGCAGUACCUGAAGUAAACACCUUGUGGUUCAAAAUAUUUUUAUAUCACCGAACUGGAUACGGACCACCAUCUCUUCUUCUAACAAAAGGUACCAUCUUGAAGCAGCUCCCCCGUGUCUUCUUGGGAUACUCCAGACUGCUAGUGACUACGUGGCUUCACGAGCCUGCCGUGAUACCGAUAUCGAAUGUUCUUUUCGUAAACGCAGCCUUGCAGUUUUCGCCCGUGCUGAUCCAGGCUUACGGGGUGCACCAACCUGCGCAGACGUACAUCGUACCGUUUCCGUUUACGCAGGGUACUCCUGGGAAAAACUCUUACGAAAGCCCGACGGAUAUUUUGUUUAGAAAACACCCAGCAGUUAAGUGUCUUCUGGAUUUAGUUGAUUUGGAACAUAACUGCGGGUACAUGACGUUUGUGAAUAUCGGGGUUUUGGAUUUUGGAUGUCCGAAUAGAGAAUCUGUCGUCAGAUUAGGAAGAAAUUAUAGACCACCUAGCAGUAAAGUGCAGAAAGUAAAAACUGACAACAACAAACCCGAACCAACGUCGAUAUCAAACGAAAAUUUCUCCUUGACAAUCAGUAAAACCCCCUCCAACCCUGCCGAACCUUCGUCCGAAAAGAAAGAUGAGGUUGAAAGACUCCUCCAAAGUCCCGACGAAUCCCAUUUUGCACUCACUCCCGUCACAAACAGUCAAUCCUCCUCCCCGGCCAACGGGUUCACGUGUCAAGAAUCCAAUACAUUGCUCCAAGAAGAGCUCGACCAGCUGGCGAAACAAGACGAUGUUGAGACCAAUUCCAGUGGUUCAGAUUUCGUGAUAACAAACUCGGCUUCGUUGGAUUGCCUUAUGAGCCCUACCGACGAAAAUAUCAGCAUGUUUACCAGGGUUAACGAGGAAACCACGUCUGUUUCAGAGAGUGAAUCGGAAGUUAAAGAUAGUGAAGAUGAUAAGCCAGAGGUUUGGACCUUACUAGAUUGUCAUUUUGGAGUGCCGCUGUUUGAUGUUAAUGCAAAUACUAAAAUAUGUGAUACUAUUGUUUCUGGCGGUUUGGCAGAAGCAAGCAGUUUGGAUCAUUUAGUGGAAUCAAGUCGAAAACUGGGGGGAAUUUUAUUGGACUUUAUAUCGCAAUGUCAGUACUAUCCUGGUGAAAAUAUGGAAAUAAUGAAGAGAGGAAGACUGGUACCCCUACCAAAGCAUAAUCUUGUUUUUGAUAAUGGCAAGGUCGGUGAGUGGGCUGGCAAGUAGAAAUUGUUCUACCAAAUUAAAGCAAUAUAAUGUUAAUGUAAUAAUAUUAUUUGUUAAAUCAACAAGGUUUUUAUCGCGAGAAAUGAAGCUGAA
Brassicogethes aeneus is the source of this 2898-nucleotide messenger RNA. NCBI's taxonomy places the organism in Eukaryota, Metazoa, Arthropoda, Insecta, Coleoptera, Nitidulidae. The record is from the annotation of a GenBank genome assembly.